This is a messenger RNA of Pan troglodytes (chimpanzee), 1017 nucleotides long. RefSeq names its product olfactory receptor-like protein OLF3. The record is from RefSeq and is a predicted model, not a curated record. The transcript has a single exon. Gene Ontology annotation, molecular function: G protein-coupled receptor activity; olfactory receptor activity. Gene Ontology annotation, cellular component: membrane. Gene Ontology annotation, biological process: G protein-coupled receptor signaling pathway. NCBI's taxonomy places the organism in Eukaryota, Metazoa, Chordata, Mammalia, Primates, Hominidae. Bases 85 to 1017 code for a protein of 310 amino acids.
UCCAUAUGCCCUACGAAUCAUCUUCUAAUCCUUCAUUUCCAUGACUGGUUAUUUCUACAUCUUUAGUGUGGUCCUUGGAAGCUCAUGGGUCAGGAAAAUAAAAACCAGACAUGGGUGAGUGAGUUCAUUCUGCUGGGGAUUUCCAGUGAUUGGGGCAUUCAGGUAUCCCUCUUCGCCCUGAUCCUGGCCAUGUAUUUGGUGACUAUUGUAGGAAACACCCUCAUUCUUCUUUUGAUCAGACUGGACAACGGGCUUCAUACCCCCAUGUACUUCUCCCUUAGUGUUCUGUCAUUUGUGGACUUUUGUUAUACAAAGAGUAUUGUCCCACAAAUGCUGUCCCACUUGCUCUCAGCCCGAAAGUCCAUCCCAUUCUACAGUUGUGUGCUCCAGCUCUAUGUUUCUCUGGCAUUGUGUGGGUCUGAGUUCUUCCUGCUGGGGGCCAUGGCCUAUGAUCGCUACGUGGCCGCGUGCCACCCACUGCACUACACGGUCAUCAUGCAUGGAGGGCUGUGCCUGGGGCUGGCGGCUGGCCGCCUGGUGGCUGGCUUCUCAAAUUCACUGAUGGAAACAAUUAUCACCUUCCAGCUUCCCCUGUGUCACAGUGUUAUCAAUCACUUUGUCUGUGAGACCUUAGCAGUGCUACAGCUAGCCUGUGUGGACGUCCCCUUCAACAAGGUCAUGGUGGCCAUCUCAGGGUUUCUGGUGAUCUUGCUUCCCUGUUCCCUGGUUCUAUUCUCCUAUGCUUGCAUAGUUGCCACCAUUUUGCGCAUUCGUUCUACCCAGGAACGCCGCAAAGCCUUUGGGACCUGUGCCUCUCACCUCACUGUGGUUUGCAUGUGCUUUGGGGCUACCAUCUUCACCUACCUGGGGCCACAGUCGGCCUCCUCAGCAGAGGAAGAGAAGAUGAUUGCUCUCUUCUAUGGAGUGGUGUCACCCAUGUUGAACCCCUUGAUCUACAGCUUGAGGAAUAAGGAAGUUAUGGCUGCUGUCCGGAAAGUUUUAGAAAGAUGCAGAUAA